UCCACCACAGUCUUACGCAGUACGCUGAUAAAAAUAUAUGAUAAUAACAAUAUAACGUAAUAUCUAUAGAUAUAAUGUAAUAUAUAGUAUCGUAUCGUUCCGUCGAGUGAAACGUUUAUGUUUUCCUUGUUUUCGCUCCGUCACCGUCCCCGUCCGAUGCCGUUCCGAUACCGUCGCGACCCGUAACACCACUCACGACGCGCGCGACGACUCAGCAGCCGCCGUCCACGAUCUGCGCCGCGUUUCCUCUUCAGUCUUCGUUCCAAGUCGUCAUCCCGUUAUCUUUGUUAUUGUUUUUUUUUUUUCGUUCGUUUUUGCUAUUUUUUACACGCUGCCGCCGCACUCUCCGUUCACCGUACCAUUCACCACCACCACCACGGCACCGGAGUACAGCCUGCCGUACGGGGAUACCAUCGAGUUCGACACUUACAAGUCGCACUCGUACAUAUUGUUAUUGUUGUUAUGAUAUACGUGCAAUAGUAGUAAUUAUAAUAUUAUAUAUAUUUUAUAAAAAACCAUAUCGUCGUUAUCGUUGUUAUUACUAUUAUUACCUACGCACAAGCAACAACUUUCGGACCGCAGCCGCGUCGUCGUAUUUCGUCGGACGAUUACAUAAAAAUAUUACAUCCGACACGACCGCAACGAAUAAACAUCGUACGCGCACGCACACUGCUGUGCAAUAAUCGUAUAUUGGUGCAGUGCAUCGUCGUCAUUCUGUGUGGUGCAUGCUCGUCUCGUUUUCUUAAUAACAAUUGUUGUAACAAUAAAGACAAUAAUGCGCAGUGUGCUUGCCUCCGUCAUUUGAAGAAGAAUACCGCCGCCACAGCGUCGUAAUUAUGCGCCUUUUGUGAGACGUUUUUCCAUAUUUUUUUUUUUUCCUAAAUCCAUAUCGUGUAACGAUAUCAAAUUCACAACAUUAAUAUUCUACAAACGUGCUGAUCGAUACAACGACACAUUAUUUAUGGCUAUCAAUCAGAUACUGUCGUCAAGCGCCCACAGAGCCUUAGCACACGAGUACAAGAGUCUUCAGGAUGAACCCGUCGAGGGAUUCAGGGUCAAGUUGAUCGAGGACAACUUACGAGAGUGGGAAGUGGCCAUAUUCGGACCACCGGAAACCCUUUACCAAGGAGGAUAUUUCAAGGCUCAUAUGAAGUUUCCAGCAGACUAUCCAUAUUCACCUCCAACCAUAAGAUUUCUGACAAAAGUAUGGCAUCCUAAUGUGUACGAGAAUGGUGAUCUAUGUAUUUCAAUUCUUCACCCACCAAUAGAUGAUCCUCAAUCUGGAGAGUUACCAUGCGAAAGAUGGAAUCCUACCCAAAGUGUCAGGACAGUAUUACUUUCUGUAAUUUCUUUACUAAAUGAACCAAAUACAUUCAGUCCUGCUAAUGUAGAUGCUUCCAUCAUGUACAGACGGUGGAAAGAUUCCAAAGGAAAAGAUAAAGAAUAUGAAAAUAUAAUUAAAAAACAAGUUGUAAGCGGCCGAUUAGAGGCUGAUAGAGAUGGAGUUGUGGUUCCACUUACACUAGAAGAUUAUUGUAAAGUGAGCCAAGUUGCUCGUUCUUCAGCUGCUGCUGCAGCAAUGGACAGUGAUUUUUAUGUAGAAGACUACGACUUGGAUGUUGAGUCUGAUGCAAACUCUGAAGAGGAGUAUCAGGAUGAUGCUACUGAUAGUGGCAAUGGUGAAUCAUGAAACCAAAUAACUAUUAGGCAUUUUCAAAACAUUAAACAAUAUUUAAUAAACAGACAUAAUAAUUGCUAUCAACCAUUUGUCUGUGUUAAACAAAAUAAUUUAAGUUCUGUUUUGGGAUCAAUGGUAUCUCUUUGCAUGUGAUCUUAAUUAUUAAAAUAACAAUAUAUGACAUUGUUUUUAUAUCCUACAGUCACUUAUACACGGUAGACUUUGAUAUAUCCAUGUAUACAUACAUAAGUAUAUAUUUAUACAUAUUAUUUUUUUGCUUUCUCCAAAUUUUAACUAAACUGUAUAAUUUUUAAUAAAUUAUUUCUACUAAAAAAAAAGUAAUAAUAAUAUAAUAUCUAUUGAGCUAGUUUAUAGCUUCUCUCGUUUAUCCCAUUAUCUAUAAACUUAAUCCUCAUUUAAGUGUUUUGUUUCUUUAAUUAAUUCUAUUUUUAGGUAUCCCUUAUAGGCAGCUAAAAUGACUGAGAAUGUUAUUCGUCAAAUUUAAAUAUUGUGGUAUUGCUAUACUCGUGUAGAUAGUAAAUUUAAUUUAAUGUUAAUUAUUGUUUUAAUACUUAUGUCUUGUAUGUGAAUAUGUGAUAACAAAAAGAAAAAAAAUGAGCUCAUAAUAUGAAAUACACCUUUCAUGAUAAAUUCAUUUUUUUUUUUUAAUUUGUCUAUUUUGGUACUAUAAAAUUUUUAUUUAGAAUUAUAAAACAAAAAUAAACAAAAAAAUAAUUAAUAAAUAAAUGAAUAGUAUACUUACCAAUAAUUUAUAUAUUUAUAAAUUAUAAUGUCUUUAAUUUGUUCACUAUUGAUCUACAUACUUCUUACAUAUUUGUUAUUAGGGUAUUACAUUUAUAAAGACACGGCUAAGAUGAAUCAUUGCACAUUUUUUUUUAAUUGGUCAGACCAUUUUAUGUUAUAUUUUAUUAACAUAUAAAGUGUAUUAAGAAUAUAAUAUGUGUAUACGUGUUUUGGUGCAAAUACCUACUUAAAAAUUAAACGAAUAUUAUGAGUUUUAUAAGUUCACAUUUAAGAGUUGAUUAAGAAAUUAAUUUUAAUAUUGUAUUCUAUUAGACUUUAUUAUUUAGUUGGUGGUUUUGUAAUUAAUACAACAAUGUUUCUUGUGUAAUUUGGUCUAACACAAUACACAUAUUAAAUUUCACAAUAUGUAUCAAUGUAUCAUACUAAAAAUAAAACCUGUGGCUGCUGUAUUUAACAUACAGGCUUCUAAAGAGAAAAACAACUUGAAUCAAUCCUAUUUGUUUUAUAUAACUGUUGGUUAAAUAAAAUUCUGCAGAAAUACAAAGUACUUUUUAAAAAUGUUUAUAAAAUGUUAUUCCGAGAGAUACAAUAACAUAACAAUGUUAAGUAUUUAAAUAGUUGGUAGAGUCCACAUUUAAAAUCUAUAUCUCCACUGAACCCGUGAUAUACAACAAUGGAUAUUAAAAUACAUAUAACAUAAAAGUAUUUUUUAAUGUUUGAAUAUAAAUUAUUUAUAUGAUUGUGGUUAUUAAAAUUGUGUACGAAUCAACAAUAUAACAUUAUUUAUAAGUAGAAAAUUAUCCUACUUUUUUUUUGUACGUAAGAUAAACGCCAACGCUUAAAAAGAAAAUUACUGUUAACAAAAGUAAUUAAUACCAUGUAAACAUGACUUUUAAAAUCUAAUGUGUGAAUGUAUUGUAUUAUAUUAUAUUAUAAUAUAGUAAAAUGUAUCUUUUGUAAUAA
Messenger RNA from Aphis gossypii (cotton aphid), 3406 nucleotides. Its product is annotated as ubiquitin-conjugating enzyme E2 R2. The transcript has 5 exons. Bases 962 to 1690 code for a protein of 242 amino acids. Lineage: Eukaryota; Metazoa; Arthropoda; Insecta; Hemiptera; Aphididae. The record is from RefSeq and is a predicted model, not a curated record. Gene Ontology annotation, biological process: protein polyubiquitination; ubiquitin-dependent protein catabolic process. Gene Ontology annotation, molecular function: ubiquitin conjugating enzyme activity.